Macrosiphum euphorbiae (potato aphid) is the source of this 534-nucleotide messenger RNA. The record is from the annotation of a GenBank genome assembly. NCBI's taxonomy places the organism in Eukaryota, Metazoa, Arthropoda, Insecta, Hemiptera, Aphididae.
AUGAGGAAAGAUUUGCCGGAAAAAGGAAAUAUAAUCGUGGAAGGUUACUUAAUGGCGAUCAACCCGCUUCAUCAGAAGACAGUGAUGCUGAAAUACACAACGGUAGAAAACCAUGGACGAAGAGUUGAUGGACCUUGGGUUUUUGGGCUUAAAAAUGGUUCUGACUGCCGAUAUUUGUAUGUUCUUCGAAGAGACAAAAACAGAUUACUACCAAUUAUUCUACGAGAGUGUGAAGCUAGCUCUGUUAUUCAUUCAGACGAGUGGGCAGCCUAUAGAUGUUUGAAAGAUAAUGGAUAUAUUCAUAACACUGUUAACCACCAGCAAAACUACGUUGAUCCUUUGACGAAAGCUCACACUCAGAGCAUAGAGAGAUCAUGGUUGGAUGCAAAAACAAAAAUCAUGAAAACGAUGAGAGGCACAACCAUGCAACUUUUGCAAUCGCAUCUCGACCACUAUUGUUGGAAAGUUGCUAGGAAAGAAGAACCUGAUUUAUUUAUUGCAUUUUUGAGGGAUAUUAAAGCAGUUUAUCGUUAA